Cicer arietinum (chickpea) is the source of this 557-nucleotide messenger RNA. Its product is annotated as histone H4. Gene Ontology annotation, cellular component: nucleosome. Lineage: Eukaryota; Viridiplantae; Streptophyta; Magnoliopsida; Fabales; Fabaceae. The record is from RefSeq and is a predicted model, not a curated record. Gene Ontology annotation, molecular function: protein heterodimerization activity; DNA binding; structural constituent of chromatin.
CAUUUCCCACUCAUAUUCAAAUCAAAACCCUAGAUCCCCAAAUUUACAUUGUUCUUCAAAUUUUCUCGAUAAAAUGUCUGGUCGUGGAAAGGGUGGUAAGGGACUUGGAAAGGGAGGUGCAAAGAGGCACAGAAAGGUUCUUCGCGAUAACAUCCAGGGAAUCACAAAGCCCGCUAUUCGUAGAUUGGCGAGAAGAGGUGGUGUGAAGAGGAUCAGUGGUUUGAUCUAUGAAGAAACCAGAGGUGUGUUGAAGAUCUUUUUGGAAAACGUUAUUCGUGAUGCUGUUACUUACACUGAGCACGCGAGGAGGAAGACUGUCACUGCUAUGGAUGUUGUCUACGCUCUCAAGAGACAAGGAAGAACCCUCUAUGGAUUCGGAGGUUAAAACAGAAACACUCUUUUGUUUCUUGGUUCAGCUUUGUAAUUUUAUCAUGCAAUUCAAACUUCAAAUUAUGGAAAUACAGUGAUGUUUAGGUUGAUUUGUGACAUGUAAUUCUCAAUGAGAUGUAUGUGUAUUCAAAUUUAAUGAAAAGUAUUACUGUUUUAUUUCUGAUGAA